CCCGAAUGCCACAAACUUUGAUCUUUUCUUGGUUGCUUGGCUACUAAGACUUUGAAUAACCUCGUACCAAGAGCCACUUGAAGCUUGCCUAAAGCUUUUGGAAGCAGAAAACCACGCAAUUGCAGAAACACCUGACCUCUACAUGUAGCAUAUGGCAACAAACAUGCGCUUUCGGCCACGCCAAUAGCUGCAACCGAGCCUAGCAUUACUCGACCACGACGGCGACGUAUACGACGUAGACGUCAACCACCCUCAACAACGCACCAUGUCCCUUCUCCUUGAUGGGACAACUCCAAGAUGUUCAACCUAACCAAUCUGCUAGGCUCCGCAAACGGUCGGAGUAGCUCAAAGUCCAACCGAUCGUCGAAAGGAACGCCUGACGUAUCGCCCACACGAUCGCGAAGUCCCGAUCCGUCUACCUCGCACUCGGAAUAUGUCACCGACGAAUCCCAACUGCGCCCUUUGCCACCGCUGCCCCCGGAAGUGCUCGGCCUGAACAACAGCCUCGAGACCCUGGUGACGCUGUUCCCUGAUGUGCAGGUUGAGGUCUUCCGGGAGAUGCUCGCGAGCUUCUCCGAGGAAUCGCGACUAGCUGUGGUGGCCGACGCCAUGCUCAAGAACCCGGCUGCGUGGGUGAAGGGGCGCAGAAAAGCUCGGGAUGCACAAAAGGCUCAUGGAGCAACGGAGGGGGGGCCCGUGGUUCCCACGACGGAGGCGUUCAGGGGCAACGACUACAGACGAGCAGUCAGACGCCUUGCGCUGCACGAGUUCAAGGGGCUGUCGAGGUCUUCGAUCGAUGCCGUGUUGUCUGAGUCCAAUUACUCGUACUUGGAUGCGCGGCCAACGCUGGUCGAGCUCUCGUCCAAGUCAUGGAAGUUUGCCAUCUCGUCCUUCUUCAAUCGUCGCAAACCUGUCACGUCGGGCGAGGUUGAACCCCAUCCAUUGGUGAUUUGGAGAUCGUCAGGCCAUGGCUCCAUCGUCCCGGCGUUGAAAUCCACCGGGAAUGCAGAGCUAGACAGGGAGCUGUUCGAAGAGCUGAUCGUGCCGUUGAAAAAGCGCGAGACUGCUUCGAGAGAAGCCGGUGAUCGCACAUUGGCCCUGACUCUCCACACCGAAGAGGCGCAAGCCUGCGAGGCUACGUACGAAUGCGCUUGUUGCUUCACCGAUGCGACGUUCGAGGAGUUUACCACGUGCAACACCGAGGGCCACAUGGUCUGCUUCCGUUGCGUGCAACAUUCCAUCAAGGAGGCAGUGUUCGGACAAGGCUGGCAACGAAACAUCAACAAGGACUCGGGCACACUCCGUUGUCCUGCCGUGGCAGCUAGAGAAUGCCAAGGUUGCGUUUCGUCCGAGCACAUCCACCGCGCCCUGAUGGAGGAGACGAAAGGCACCGAAAUCCUCCAUAAGCUGGACCAGCGACUAGCGGAACACGGUCUCAUAUCAAGCGGCCUGCCUCUCGUUCGGUGCCCGUUCUGCAAUUAUGCCGAAGUCGAUGACCUUUACGUGCCGACGCACAAGACGAAGCUGAGGCUGCGGGCAAGCAACAUACCCAAACUCUUCUUCGCAGUCAUCUUCGUCUGUUUGCUGCCCCUAUCCCUACCCAUCAUCGUGCUUGCUCUCUCCUGUCUGGUACUGUGCUGGAAUCGCAUGUUUAGGUACUAUGCUUCCCUGCAGUUCCGCGCCGCCGUCAGCCGGUACCAGCGUCGGCGCAUGGGACUCAAAUUCAGCUGCCAAAACCCAUCUUGCCUCGAGGCAAGUUGCAUGUCGUGUUCCAAGGCUUGGGUCGACAUCCACAUCUGCCAUGAAUCGUCGCUCGUCGCCCUACGGACCCAAGUGGAGCAGGCUAUGUCCAUGGCCAUCAAGCGCGUGUGUCCACGGUGUAGCACGUCUUUCGUCAAAACGGCUGGCUGCAACAAGUUGACCUGCCCCUGCGGCUACAAAAUGUGCUAUGUGUGCCGCAAAGACAUCGGCGCCCAUACGGAAGGGUACCAACACUUCUGCCAGCACUUCCGACCCGAAGGAGACGGGCGGCAGUGUAAAGAAUGCCGCAAGUGCAACCUGUGGGAGACAGAGAACACGGAGGCGAUCUUGCGCGAGGCGAAGCAAGAGGCCGAGCGGAAGUGGCGCGCUACGGAGCAGCGAGAGCUGUCGGACGCGGAAAAGGCAUACUUGGAGACAGGCGUCGCUAGUAACAAGGAUGAUAACGUGGUCAAUCGGAUGCUGAAGGGUGGCAAGCUCCCUAGCAUGGAGGAGCUGUGCGAUUUUAUUGUCGAGUCGCUGUUCGUGGUAAUCUCUUAGGGUGAGCCCCUUGGCUGGGGGUUGGCGCGAUCUCGACAACGGCUGGCAUAGGCUAGAAUGCAUUGUUUGAGGAGAGGGAUUCAUGAGGAUAGGAGAACAAAAGGUACAUAUGGACCGGAUAGACGCAUGGGAAACGGACAUUACAUAAUUGGGUGGACUGGUGCAUACGCUCAAUAACGGAUAGGGAAAGGAUAAGCAGGGGCGAUGAUGGUAUACCCUCAUGUCAUGUACAUCAAACAGGCAAGCAAGCCAUCGUGGGCUAUAAAGCCAGCAAUAAUACAACAUUAACAACU
Molecule: messenger RNA, 2591 nt
Organism: Pseudomassariella vexata
Lineage: Eukaryota; Fungi; Ascomycota; Sordariomycetes; Amphisphaeriales; Pseudomassariaceae
Exons: 1
Coding region: 298-2298 (666 amino acids)
Source: RefSeq, a predicted model, not a curated record